AUGGCCGACGAAGAUUGUAUAAACCCCGAGUUCCUUAGUGUUCUCGAGGAAUUCACCAGGAUUCGAGACGCAUACGUAGCGUUAGAAGCUUACCAUAGAAUGCAAGAAGAAACGCUGCACGUGGAACAAGAACGGUCUGAGAAAAUGCAGGAAAAUCUGGAAAAGCUUUCGAAAACUUACGUGUUGCGCGACAAACAAUACAAAUCGGUCGUCGAUGAAUUACAAAAGGAUAAUGAGAAUCUUCGCAAGACAGUCGAGAAUCUGAGGGAACAGUGUGAUCAUUUGCGUUUGAUCAACACCGAUCGAAACGGAAAUGACGAACAAAUGGGCAGAUUGCAGGAUGAAUUGGAGGUUUUAAAGGCGCAGAUACUGAUGCAACAAGAACAACACAACGAAGACGUUGCUGUGUUAAAACAGAAACAUUCUGACGAGAUUCAGAGGUAUCAAAUGUUGUUGAAGAACGCGAAACAGGGCCCCGCAUCUGAAUCCAAGAAGAGGGGACCACCAGAGAAUUCCAGCAAAAGUAAAAAUCAAUCUUCGUAUGUUAGAUGGCUAGAGUUGAAUAUAAAUAAGAUAAACAUUUCGGCGAAGAGCAACGAGGAGACCGGAAGAAGGAACAAGAGGAGGAAAUUAUUUAGCGAGAAUACAGAAAAUACGAUCGAUAUUCUUUAA
This is a messenger RNA of Habropoda laboriosa, 672 nucleotides long. RefSeq lists its product as uncharacterized. The coding region runs from base 1 to 672 and encodes 223 amino acids. The record is from RefSeq and is a predicted model, not a curated record. Lineage: Eukaryota; Metazoa; Arthropoda; Insecta; Hymenoptera; Apidae. The transcript has 5 exons.